AUGUCUAGUUCAGAACAACGUAAUGUUUAUGAGAUUCAAGAUCUCGAAAACUUAAAGAACGAUGUCGUGGAUAAGAAGAUUGAAUUAUCAGAUGCUUAUUCUUCUGAAGAACCUUACAUUGUGGAAAGCUCUGAGGAAACUCAAUUGUCCUUCUUUUCCAGACUCAUUUCUGGUAUGAACGUCGCAGAGACCAAAGGUAUUGAACCAGUCACUGAUGAUGAAAGAAGUGAUGAUGAUGGUAUUAUUAACGCUGCCUCCAUGUGGUUCUCUGCCAAUAUGGUUAUUGCUGCUCUUUCUACAGGUGCCUUAGGCCCUUUAAUCUAUGGUUUAAAUUUCGGUGCCUCAGCGUUAACUAUCAUUUUCUUCAAUAUACUGGGUUUAUUACCUGUUGCAUAUUUCUCUGUCUUUGGUGUUGAAUUCGGUUUAAGACAAAUGAUUCUUUCUAGAUUUUUAGUUGGUAAUGUAACCGCUAGAAUCUUCGCUUUAAUUAAUGUUAUUGCUUGUAUCGGUUGGGGUAUCGUCAAUACUGUGGCUUCUGCCCAAUUAUUAAAUAUGGUCAACCAAAAUGGGGCCAAUUUACCUCUAUGGGCUGGCUGUCUAGUUAUCAUCGGUGCCACUGUUUUAGUCACUUUUUUCGGUUACAAGAUUAUUCAUUUAUAUCAAAAGUACGCAUGGAUUCCAAAUUUCGCUGUCUUCUUAGUCAUCAUUGCAAGAUUAAAGAUUUCCGGUAAUUUUUCUAAUGGUGCUUGGACUUCAGGUUCUACCACUGCUGGUGAUGUCUUAUCAUUUGGUAGUGUUAUCUUUGGGUUUGCCACUGGUUGGACCACUUACGCAUCAGAUUACACUGUCUACAUGCCAAAGAGUACAAAUAAAUAUAAGAUUUUCUUUUGUUUGGUUGGUGGUUUAGCAUUCCCACUAUUCUUCUGUAUGUUAAUCGGUGCUGCUUGUGCCAUGGGUGCCUUGAACAACGACACUUGGAUGCAAUAUUACGAUAAUAACUCCGUCGGUGGGUUAGUUUACGCCAUCUUAGUUCCAAAUUCUCUACACGGAUUUGGUGAAUUCUGUUGUGUCAUUUUAGGUCUAUCUACUGUUGCUAACAACGUUCCAAACAUGUAUACCAUCGCUUUAUCAUCCCAAGCAAUGUGGGAACCAUUAGCUAAGACUCCAAGAAUCAUUUGGACUCUUGCCGGUAACGCCGCUGCUUUAGCCAUUUCCAUUCCAUGUUGUUACUACUUCGACGAAUUCAUGCAAAAUUUCAUGGAUUCUAUCGGUUACUACUUAGCCAUUUAUUCUUCUAUUGCUCUUUCCGAACAUUUCAUCUGGAGACAUAACAGUUUCAAGAAUUAUAAUACCGAAGACUGGGACAACUGGAGUAAAUUACCUAUCGGUAUUGCUGGUACUGCCGCUUUAAUUGUCGGUGCAUUUGGUGUUGCAUUAGGUAUGUCUCAAACGUACUGGGUCGGCCAAAUUGCCCGUCGUAUCGGUGAAUAUGGUGGUGACAUUGGUUUUGAAUUGGGUGCUGGUUGGGCCUUUGUCAUUUACAACAUAUUAAGACCGAUCGAAAUUAAAUAUUUCGGUCGUUAA
Molecule: messenger RNA, 1584 nt
Organism: Kazachstania africana CBS 2517
Lineage: Eukaryota; Fungi; Ascomycota; Saccharomycetes; Saccharomycetales; Saccharomycetaceae
Product: cytosine permease
Exons: 1
Coding region: 1-1584 (527 amino acids)
Biological process (GO): cytosine transport; transmembrane transport
Cellular component (GO): fungal-type vacuole membrane; plasma membrane
Molecular function (GO): nucleobase transmembrane transporter activity
Source: RefSeq, a predicted model, not a curated record